This is a messenger RNA of Paracoccidioides brasiliensis Pb18, 597 nucleotides long. RefSeq lists its product as uncharacterized. Bases 1 to 597 code for a protein of 198 amino acids. The record is from RefSeq and is a predicted model, not a curated record. The transcript has a single exon.
AUGACGGAGCUAGACUUCUCAUACUGUGGAAAAUUUUCAGGGGAGAAUGGACAGUUCGUAAACCACUGGCUUCCCAUGCUGGAAUGGGCACUGAGACGAUAUAAGGUGGAUGGAGAAGUCUCACCGGAGAUUCUCCUCCCAGCAAUUAAUAUCCUUCUUAUCGGACAAGCUGAAGAAUGGGUACAGCAGAAUCCAGCGAUUGCCGAGCUCCUCGAGAACCCUACUGUGGACAGCAAGAAAACAUUCCUGGAAGCUUUUAGGAAACAAUUUCCGCAACGGUUCACCGGAUUGUACCCUGGAGGACUGAGGCUUUCACAGAGGAAGCAAGAGACUCUUGCAGAUUAUUAUCAGACUGGGUUGAAGGUAAUGGGGACCAUGCAUAUCCUGGACCAUGUGGUAAAAGAUGGAGUUUUGUGGUGGCGGCAGAAUUCACUUGUGCUCGAUGCCUUUGUCGACAACUGGAUCCAUGGAAUCGCUAAGGCUGGGACCAGGAGUCGGCUUACUGAGGUCAAGAGUGAGCUUACUACUCUGAAGAAGGCUUAUCAGAUGGCGGUUGAUAUCGAAAAAGCAGAAAAGGGAAUUGAAAUAAAUAGUUGA